GUAAUUGUGAUUUAUGAAGCCAAGGAGAAGAUAAACUCAUAAAACACAGAGAAAGAAAGCGUGAGAAAGAGAGACCCUUUUGAAUGGAGUAUGUUCUAAGCCACGUUGGUGCAGGUUUCUGCAAUGGCAUGACCUCAAAGGGAGUUUUAGGUACCCAUUUCAAGGCUAGUUCCUUUGUUGGUGUUGGUGGUGUGAGAACAAGGCGUGUAGUGUUGGUGAAAGCUGAGGCUGUGAGCAUAAACCCAGAUAUAAGGAAGAGUGAAGAGAAAGUGGUGGAUUCUGUGGUGGUCACUGAACUCUCCAAGCCCCUCACUCCUUAUUGCAGAUGUUGGAGAUCAGGGACUUUUCCUCUAUGCGAUGGAAGCCAUGUAAAACACAACAAAGCCACCGGAGAUAAUGUUGGCCCUCUUCUUUUGAAAAAGUAAAAUUAUGAUGACCAUGGCUUAUUUUUAUCAGAGAAUUACCUUAAACUUUUUAAGGAAGUUUUUUUUUUUUUUUUGCGGAUCAGACUUGGUAUUUCAGUGUUUGAAAUAAAACGUGGCUUAUAAUAUGAAUGUGAUUCCUUUUACUGUCUAUUUUCAUAUUUUGACCUGUAUAUGAGUAAUAACUUUGUUGAGGUCAGCUGCGAGUGACAGUGAACAGCCACGUAUACCUAAUUUCUGAGAUUGAGAUAAUGUUUUGCUUUGGACA
Glycine soja is the source of this 690-nucleotide messenger RNA. Its product is annotated as CDGSH iron-sulfur domain-containing protein NEET-like. The record is from RefSeq and is a predicted model, not a curated record. Lineage: Eukaryota; Viridiplantae; Streptophyta; Magnoliopsida; Fabales; Fabaceae. Gene Ontology annotation, molecular function: 2 iron, 2 sulfur cluster binding. Gene Ontology annotation, biological process: regulation of autophagy. Gene Ontology annotation, cellular component: mitochondrial outer membrane; intracellular membrane-bounded organelle. The coding region runs from base 84 to 425 and encodes 113 amino acids. The transcript has 2 exons.